CUUCAGAUUUCUAAAUGGACAGACAAAACAGGUUUUCCAACAGUUGCAUUGACGCUGUACCACGACAAAUCUCAGCACCUGCAUGUCAAAUUCACUGGUAGAUAAAGAAUAGAUUUAUGAUUUAUUUCUUUAUACUUUUAGACGAAUGGAGCAAUGUCAACUUUUUGCUGAUAUCCAAUUUAAAAAAUGCAGAAAAGAUUCAGCUUUCCCUGAAAAUAUGAAACCACAGUGUAAACAUUAACAUGAUUCAACCAGCAGCAAAAUGUCAGCAUGCAAAUACUGACCCAUACCGUUCAUAGGCUUGUACAACUUCCUAACCUUUCUUGGAAAAAAACUUUCAACUUGACAGUGCAAAUAUGACAAUAUUUUCAAAUAUCCCAUCAUGAUGUCAGCAUAGUCUCGAAAGGUUUUGUAAGCUUUAAUUUGUUAAGGAUUGAAGAUCAUAUGCAGAGCUAGAUUACUUUAUAUAGCUUGGUUUUGUCUAGGCUCAGGACCUUUAAAUAUAUUUGCUUGCCUUUAGUUGCCUGAAGUCUUUGUCAAUUAACUUUGUCAUAAUGUUACAAUGGAGUUGGUUUUUUUGAGAAAUUGAAACUUCAAAAAAGUUUGAAACACCACUUUUGAUAACUAAUUUCAAAAUGGUUGCUCUUAUUUUUCAUUCAAGGUCAUCCAUUCUUCCAUGAAUUUAUGGACGACCCAUACGUAAAAAAAAAUUCUUGGAAAUUGGAUCCCGGUUUGUUGAAGGCAUUGCUGUUGGGCAGGUUCUACCAGAACCUUCCAAGCCAACUGGAAGGAUUGAUGGUAAAAUUAAAAUCCUUGUUGUUAAAAUUUAUCUACCUGUAACCUUAACUCCUUAUUUAACUAAGAGAUAAUCUAAAAACAACUAUUUCUAAGACAAUACUGCAUGCCGAAAGAUUCUGUUACAUGUAGAGAACCUAUACCGUAUAAUGCACUAGCAAAACACGUACAUGCAAUAUCAUACAAUUUUUUUACAAAUGUCUUCUUGUAUUCUACAUUAUACAAAAAUAAUAGUGUGAUAAAUAUUCUGAAAUGAUUCUAUCACUUUUUCAUCAUGCCUCUAGUAACCCAAGUUAAUUUUACAAGGUUACAAAUUUUUGUGUUGAAUAAAUUUUGAGCAUUUUAGGAAUUGAAGACUCUAUCAUUGAUACCUUCUUGAAAGAGGAUAUUCAAUCCUUUCAAGUUGAUAGCAAAAGAAAACUGAUUGGAGCUGCUGUGUUGGGGAAAGGUACUUAGCUCUAUUUUCCCUUUAUUUUCCAUUUUCCCAGGGCCUGGGCAUCUUGUUUGUCUUAACACGCUACAGGCUUUGUUGAAAAACAUUUGGCUUUUUGAGUGUUUUCAAAUGAAAAAUAUUUUUAUUUCACUUAUUGCUCUGCUCUUUCUGAAAGCAAAAAUGUGUCCUUUUGGGUAAACUGCUCUCUGCCCCUUCAAGUUUGUUAGAGGAAAGGUUUGCUCAUGUUCGUAUGUAGCCAAAGGGAUCAUUUUUAUUAGCAAAUAUAUUGGAUUGGUCACUGUAUAUAUUUUUUAGAAUAUCACUUUUUAUUUUUUUUAUUUCUGAAGACUUGAAAAAGAGGAAAAUGUGGAGGGAGGAGUAUCGUCCAAAAAACUGGUGGCCUGAAAACCUUCCUUUCAGGUCACCAAAUGCAGCUCCAAAAUUUGAUGUUAGGGAGCUGGAUGAUAUCCCUGAGUCUUGCUCAAGAUACAUCCAGUCAAAAUCAGAACAUCACACUGGUGACAUGGCAGCUGAAGGGAGGCAAGCUGAAGAAGUCAUUGAGGAUAUGGUGGACUUCAAUGCUCUGAGGAUGAUGACUUCAUAGAAGCAACUCUUGCGCCAUAUCGUGUAAGACCUUUAGUAUCAAUGUAAAUUUUUUUAUGUAGCUUUUUAUGUACCUGUAACAAGGGACCAAUUCUAGCAUAAAUCAUUUAGGGUGCUUGUUAUCAAGAUGAAAUUUUUUCACAAACAACUGCAAGGAAAAGUUUUCAUCUCUUCAAUAACAAAGGUUUACAUAGCUUUUUGAGUAAGAAUUGGCUUUUUAGGAUUAUACUAAAUUGUUGAUUUCUUUUAGAUUAAGACUAGUCUUCCAAACAACAUGCUGACCUUAAAUCAAAAACGUUUAUAAAUACGAGUAUGUGUACUGUAUGAGUAUUUAAAAAUUGAGGUCAAGAAAGAAAUUUUAUUGUGUUUCAAAUAAAAUUUUGUUUUAGAAAUAACCCAAUUUCUGUGUAUUUUGGCAUUGCCUAUGGGAUAAUGAUGCUUGUCAAAACUUUUUGAAAGCCAUUGCGGGUGCUUCAAAAUUGAGUGUCCUGGAAGAAUUGCUUCGCGUUUUGCCCAAACAGCUUGAACUAGCUGAUGCUUCACUGGUAGGGGAGAAAAACAUUAAUCUGUGGCUUCGCCAUCUUGUUCCGGAUGAGCUACGUGAUGCUGGAAAAGAACCAAUUAGCGUCAAAGCAGAUGGCACUUGUAUGUUUUGCUCCAUUUCCGUUGCGAUUUAUGGUAACGAGGAUAGCUGGUGCUUUAUUAAGCUUCAAGCCUUGACAUAUGGCACUUUGCAUUUUGAUGAUGUGAUCGAGAGGGUAAGUGAAUUUUUUCGAGUCUGGGUUAUAUCAAGUAGAAUCUCCCAUGUUUCAUUUCAAGACUUUCAAGACUUCGUACAAAAAUUAGAAUAGGAUCUUGGAGAGAAAUUGAUGUUUUAAAUUAUUUACCCUUUCUUGAUCAUGACGGUCUUUCAGAUGGUGCGGUAUGAAUCCUUUAGAGCCAUUAAAUUAUUGCUGCUUAAAAUAGAUUUAUAUUGCCAUAAGGACAUUUACUAAAGUAACUAUUAUUUUUAGAUAGCAAUAUAUGUUCAAGAUAGAUAGGAUUAGAUCAGAUUAGCUAGCUUGAUUGUUGAAUCAAACUGCCAAAAGAAUAUAAUAACACUAUCUAUUAAAGAUAAAAACACUACGAAAGUAACCGUAUCUUCAUAUAGCUUCUCCCGUUUUUUGUGAGGCUAUUUUACUGUGCGAUUGAUUGCUUGCGCAAUUUAAAAUACUGUGAGUAUUCGUUUAAGAGAUCACCAUAUUAGCAAGUAGCUCGUAGCAUUUGUGAUAGUUCAUGUAUGAUCUAAAGUUCCAGAGAAUCGAUCAAGGUUGUGGCAGUCUGUGUCAUCAAAUCACUGAUUCAGCGACCUUUAAUGAAUGCAGUCAAUUGAGAGAUCCCGUGGAGCGGCUUAAAGCCUGUGCUUUGGCUGAGAUUGUCUAAUGUUCAAUUCUAACAUCGAUGUGAUGUUCAGGGUCAACCAGUGGUGGCGCCAGAGGGGGGGCAGGGGGGGCUACAGCCCCCCCGUCGGAGGAGGCUAGCCCCUCCGUCGGAAGAUAAAUUAUGCUUGAAUUUUUUUUGUCGGAGCGAAUUUUUUAAGUUUUGGCGGAAAUAGAAAUUUCUAAAAGGACUGUUAUCAGAAUUCAGGAAGCUCAUCCCAAAACAACUCAUCGACACAUCAAUUUCAUGGUAAAUAAUAAUCUGUUAUAAGAAGUUUGAAUUGGUUGUUUAGAUGUUCAGUACCAGGUGUUUUCCGCAUGCUGUUAAAUUUGAUCUUAUGUUAUGGAUAGUGCAGUUCGUCCAAAUCUUGCUUGCUAUAACCAACCUACAACAUCGGAAUAUUUUUGUGCGAUAGCGAUAUGGCAACAAAUGUUACCCGUUUCAGUGUUAGAUGUAGUAUAUGUAAUGACGUAUUUAACAAUGAUUACGCUGCCCGCCACACGAAGUCCAAGCACAAAGAUUUGGCUGCAAUGGGAAGGACUGCUCCUACGACGGCAAUAGUUGAAACGGACUCGCAGCAGAGAAAAAUAAAAACAUUUUUUCAAUCAAAAGGCGGUACUUUUCCAAAGAAACGAAAGGUUAAUGAUUUUGAAACUGAAAGAACAACAGAAGACCCCGAAGAACAAGAAGUUGAAAUUUCGAAAAUUCAAGACGAAGAGCAAAUCGAACGUGGUACAACUUCUAGCUUGGACCCCGAAGUCACGAAUGUAGAUGCUGACAACUACGUCACCAUUUCGGAAGCCGAACAGUCGAUGUCGGACAUUGUGGAAGCAGCAAAUGAAAGCGACAGCAACGAGGAUAUCGAGGAAAAUUUGGAACAGUUGGAACUCGAGUUGGAAGAUGAAGUUGAUCCUGCAGGAUUAUCAGCCGAAGCACUUCAAGGAGAUUCGAGAGGACCGCAACUUACACUAUCCGUCGCUGGCCCCAAGGACAUAUCCUCAACCAAAGACGGCGGACCUGUGCAGCCUCGUAAUAUUUCCUUCCCUACACAUUUGAUUGGCAAUCAGCAUCGCGCAUUCACACCUUUGCUGUAUGAAAAGUAUCCCUGGAUUGAGUAUUCGCAAAUGGAGGAUGCCAUCUUCUGUUUCCACUGUCGUAAUUUUUCAGAGAAUCGGAAGGAUCCAGCGUUUGUUAGUCAAGGCUUGCGCAAUUGGAAAAGAUGCUAUGGCACCAAAGUGAAUGAUAACAAACUCUUGCAACAUCAAACCAGCCAUCUUCAUGCCCAAAGUGUAGCUGCUAAAGCGCACUAUGAAAACGUUAAGUCUGGAAAUUUUCAGACCAUUGCCACACUUCAUGAUGCCGCUUAUUCGAAACUGGUUAAAGACAACAGGCAUUACAUGCGAGUGAUUUGCGAAGUCCUGCUUCUCACUGCUCAGCGGAAGAUUGCCCAACGUGAGACUGGAGGUUCAUUUCGUGUUGCCGAUAUAAAUAAAGAAGCUCUAGACUAUGGACCUUCUUGUGGUAAUUUUCUUGCGAUACUUGGUCUUCUUGCAAGGCAUGACCCAGUUGUUGCUGACAAAAUCCGCACUGGCCCGAAAAAUGCAAAGUAUACUCACCACAGCGUACAGAAUGCCAUCUUAGACAUUAUGAAAGACAUGGUUCUUGAGCAAAUAAAAAGUGAGCUCAAUAAGGCUCAGUAUUUUACCGUCCUUUCAGAUGAGUCUAAAGAUAGAAGCAAAAAAGAGCAGCUUGUUGUUGCAGUCCGUUACUGCUACGAGAAUGCCAUACAUGAGGAAUUUAUUGGCAUUGCUGAGGCGCAAAGUUUAGAUGCAGAUGGUCUUUCAGACACAAUAAUUGAACGAUUGCAACGCAUCGAAGCCAACAUGAAAGCAUGCGUGGGGCAAGGCUACGAUGGAGCUUCUGUUGUUUCUGGUCACCUGAAUGGCGUUCAAAGGAAACUUCCUCUGAAAACCGGUGCUGAAAUGGCUUACUACGUCCAUUGCUUUUGUCAUCGAUUGAACCUUGUGAUCGUCGAUGUUGUGAAAUCAAUCAGUUGUGUGGCAGACAUGAUAUCGCUAUUCAGAAGCCUGCAUUCUUUUCUGAGCAGCAGCACCGUUCAUGUACGAUGGGUAAAGGUCCAAGAGGAUCACAAGGUUCAUGUGAUGGAAAUUGGAAAAGUUUCUGACACGAGAUGGUCUUGCCAGGCGAAGCAAUUCAAUGUUUUCUGGGAGCGGUUGGAUAUCUUGGUGGAAGUCCUGCAGGAUGUGAUUGACACAGAUACGAACCCCGGUCGCAGAACAGAAGCUACUGGUUAUCUUCUGCAGAUUGACAGGAAAUUUGUGAGAUACCUGUUUGCCAUCCGACACGUCUUGAACAAAGCCAAAUUUGCGUCUGACAUGUUGCAGAAACCCUCCAAUGAUUUGAGUCAAGCCAUUGAUCUCAUUGCAACAUUGAAAGAUGAACUGGAUGACUGUCAAAGCAGGGAUAAGAUUCAAGAGUUCUGGGAUACUGCCGAAGAAGCAGCGGAUCGCUUGGAAUUGCCGGAAGAAAAAAGACCACCAAGAAAGAGGGCAACGCCUGCUUCUCUUCGAGAGUUUGUUGUGGAAGCAUCUUCAGAGCCUCAAGUAGCAAGCGGGUUUGAUGGCUACGUACAAAAUGUCAAAGAAAUACUAAACAGAACAACUGCAGAACUUUGCAAGCGGUUUGACGAAAAAAACAUAAAGAUCAUGAAAGGCAUAACUGCAUUGGCCCCCAAGUCGAAAAGCUACUUGGACCCAACAACUCUUGUCAAUUUUGCUGAGCUUUUUCAGUCUGAAAUUGGUGCACUACGCAGUGAAAUUGCCACAUUUAAAUAUAUGCUCUCAAGAAAAGAAGAAAAACACCGCCCAAGCACACUUCUGCAACUAGAGGCACACUUGGAAAAGCUAAAUGAAGCUUUCUUUGAGCUGCACCGGCUUGUAUCCAUCGCAUGCACUUUGCCAGUCUCUUCAGCCGAAUGUGAACGCAGCUUCAGCUCUAUGCGCCUCAUCAAGAGUGAUCUGCGCUCACUUAUGAAGGACGAGCGUCUAGACAGUCUGAUGAUGCUAGGUAUUCAUCGUGCCCGUGGAAGUGCUCUUGACUUGGACUCAGUAGUAGACAGAUUUAAGGCUAAGUUCCCGAAGAGUAGAAUUGCUCUGUGAAACAAUUUUGAUUCUUGGACUUGAAUUUUCGAUAUGUAGAAGUGCGUAUUCCACCGCUUAGGUCUGUUCCUAUAAAGUUACGUUGUGUUCCAGUUUUCCUUAAGUUCAGUUGGUUGCUUUUUAUUUAA
This is a messenger RNA of Rhopilema esculentum, 6557 nucleotides long. NCBI's taxonomy places the organism in Eukaryota, Metazoa, Cnidaria, Scyphozoa, Rhizostomeae, Rhizostomatidae. The record is from RefSeq and is a predicted model, not a curated record.